Messenger RNA from Parus major (Great Tit), 8780 nucleotides. RefSeq names its product PR/SET domain 2 (gene PRDM2). Gene Ontology annotation, molecular function: DNA-binding transcription factor activity, RNA polymerase II-specific; histone methyltransferase activity; RNA polymerase II transcription regulatory region sequence-specific DNA binding. The coding region runs from base 822 to 5315 and encodes 1497 amino acids. Gene Ontology annotation, biological process: regulation of transcription by RNA polymerase II. Gene Ontology annotation, cellular component: nucleus. The transcript is spliced from 5 exons. Lineage: Eukaryota; Metazoa; Chordata; Aves; Passeriformes; Paridae. The record is from RefSeq and is a predicted model, not a curated record.
CCUCCUGCAGGCUUCUCUUCAUUCCUGACCUCUGAAACAAUAGGAAAACUAAGGGAUAGGCCUUGGACUACUCAUUGAUACCCUUUAUAUCCAGUAGUAGGUUGUGUUUUAUUGGAAAUCUGCAGGUAGAAAAUUAUGCAAAUCUUUCAGUUUUAUAUGGAUUUCAAAAGCACUUUGAGAACUCAUGGGAGAGUCUAUCAACAGCUGUUAAAUGUCCUCAAAAGUUCCUGAACUCCAGAUAUAUGAAAGCUGGAAGAGCAUAUCAGUGAAGUAUCAUCUAUACUCUGUUCUUAAAUUCUUUUCCUGGACAUGUGCUGUUGAAUGGUCAGGACCAUGAAAUUGUGCAUCUGGACCAGUCAUUGUCAUAUUUGAGUAUAGUGAAUUCUUUGAACCUUCUCAAAGAAAGCUGCCACCUAGAAGAUGAACAAACUAAAGCUGGUAAAGGAGAUCAUCUACAAAGGUUUGGUGUCUCUCAUUGAUGUGUGUCAGGAAUUGAUCUAACACAUCUGAAAUGUUGUCCGUGCACAAGAGGUUUGCUCACUGUUCAGAGGAAGGGUGAGUCAGGUGCCGGAUGAAUCCUCUCUUCAAAUGCACCGGUGCUUAAAGGCCAAGAACUUGAAACAUCUCCAGCUGUAUCAUGGAGCAGGUUACAUCAUGAGCAAGUUGCAUCUCUUUUUUAGGACUGGCGAGAGAACUUGCAAAUGAUCUGCUUUCCAUCAGUAGCAUAAGGAAAGAAGAAGACUCAGGAAAGUAAAAACAAGGGAAAGAAGGCAACAGAUACAAAACAGAAAAAGACUGAUUUGGAUUCUACUUCUGCAGAUAUGAGGGAUUCUAAGGAGGGUCAUAAAGAGGAAGAUGAAACACCUUCUGUUUCUGCUGUGCUGUCUCUGGAACAAACAGCUGUGAUUCAGGAAAUGGUAAAUCAAGAUGUACUUCCAAAGCUGAUGAUCCCCAGUCCAACCAAUGAACCACAAGCAGUAACUGAAGACAAACAAGGAGAAGCAAUAAACUGUGCAUCAGAUGAUUUAGAUGAUGAUGAAGAGGAGGAUGAAGAAGAGGAAGAUGAAGAGGAGAUAGAAGAUACCAAUAUGCCUAAAGAAAAUGCUGAAAUGCCUUUGAUAUGUGAAGAAAAGUUGGACUUCAUAGAAGAACAGAAGAGUACAUCAGAGGAAUCUCCAGAAAGCUCUCCAAAGAAAAAACUCGUGGUGAAAAUUCCAAAAGCACAGGGGGAAUCCAACGGUGAUGUUCAGGAAACAUUCAUGUUUCCCUGCCAGCAUUGUGAGAGGAAGUUCACAACAAAGCAAGGACUCGAGCGCCACAUGCACAUCCAUAUAUCCACCCUGAGCCACGCGUUCAAGUGUCGAUACUGCGGGAAGGCCUUUGGCACUCAAAUCAACAGGCGGAGGCACGAGCGACGCCACGAGGCCGGGCCGAAAAGGAAACCCUUCCUGACACUGACGUCGUCACAACACUUGGAUAAUGUUGCUGAUAACCAAGUGGUUGUGGAUGAUGGUCUUAAAGAUGACCUGAACGUUUCCAGUCUUGUGCAAGAUUCUGUUGUCUUGGAUUCUGAAAAAGUUUCCCAGGAAAUGUCAAACUCUGCGUUUGCUGAGGAAAAUAAGGAGCCCAAAGAAUUGCAUCCGUGCAAAUACUGCAAAAAGGUUUUUGGUACUCACACCAACAUGCGGAGGCAUCAGCGUAGGGUUCACGAGCGUCAUCUUAUUCCCAAAGGUGUCAGAAGAAAAGGGUUCUUUACUGAAGAGCCACCUCUCCCGACAGAGCCGGCCCCGGCAGUCCAGAGUGUGUACAUAGCAAGCACAGAAAUAGAAGAGGAAGGUGAAGGAGAUGAUGUCUAUCUUAUGGAUAUAUCCAGCAAUAUCUCUGAGAAUUUAAAUUAUUACAUUGAUGGGAAAAUUCAGUCCAACAGCAGUACUAGCAAUUGUGACGUGAUUCAGAUGGAAUCCAACUCUGCGGACUUGUAUGGAUUGAAUUGUAUAAUCAGUCCGGUCACAGUGGAAAUUUCCUCAAAUUUAAAGGUUACACAAACACAUGUGAAUGAACCUCCUAAGGAACCCUCUAGCAGUGGGAACAGUGAAUCCAAAAAGAGAAGAACUGCCAGCCCUCCUCUUGUACCAAAAAUAAAAACUGAAAUAGACCCAGAACCUAUAACUCCUACUAGUUCUUUAAAUCUUCCUCUUAGCAUUUCAACAGAAAGCUUAACUUUUCAUAAAGAAAAAGGGGUUUAUUUGUCAUCAAAAUUAAAGCAGCUUCUUCAGACACAGGACAGUAAGAAGAUAACUCCAUCAAGUGAAGUCCCUAAAAUAGGACCUUCUGUUACAGCAUCGCCUAUUUUGCCUCCAGUAUCCAGCAGAUUUAAAAGAAGGACCAGCUCUCCUCCCAGUUCUCCACAGCACAGUCCAGUGCUUCGAGACUUUGUCAAAUCUGAGGGGAAAACUGUGUGGAAUGAUAAUAUUCGGAGUUCAAAAAUGCCAAAGUUAGAAAGCCACAGCAAUUCACCUGCUUGGAGCUUGACUGGAAGGGAGGACAAAGAGACUUUGAGCCCUCUUUGCUUUGAAGAAUAUAAAAUAUCAAAAGACUGGACAGCAGCUCCGACUUUUGGCAAUGUGUGCAACCAGCAGCCACUGGAUUUAUCCAGUGGUAUGAAACAAAGGUCUGAUGUCAAAAGCAAGACUCAGGUUCCCUGGGAAUCCGUUUUAGAUCUAAGUGUGCAUAAGAAACCUUGCAGCGAUGCUGAAAUUAGGGAAUCCAAAGAAAAUUCCACACAGCCAACGUGUAGUGGUGUUAAGAAGAAGAAACCCACCACUUGCAUGUUGCAGAAGGUUCUGCUGAACGAGUACAACGGGACGGAUGCGGCCCCGGAGAGCGCGCUGGGCAUGGACAGCGCCGCCAGCCCCAGCAAGGCCCUGGAGCCUGAGGCAGAGCCCGACGCGGAUCCCGCUCUCGCGGCGUCGUCUUCCACUGACACUCAGCCCCUCAGCUCCUCCGAUUCCCCUGUGCCACAGGCGUCUGCUGCGCCUGCCGUGUGCCAGCUGCCUCCAUUGUUAACGCCCACCAACCCCCCGUCCCCGCCGCCCUGCCCGCCCGUGUUAACGGUGGCCACCUCACCUCCCCCCCUGCUCCCAACGAUGCCCUUGGCAAUUCCAGAUGUCUCUGCCAGUGCCACUAACACUUCCUCCUGUCCCUCGCCGCUCUCCAACACCACCACCCAGUCCCCACUGCCAGUUCUUUCACCUACGGUUUCUCCUUCUCCAUCCCCUGUCCCUUCUGUUGAACCUCUUAUUUCUGCUGCUUCGCCUGGCCCCCCUACACUGUCUUCUUCGUCUUCCUCCUCCUCUUCCUCUUCUUUCUCAUCCUCUUCUUCCUCAUCAUCUCCGUCUCCACCUCCUCUUUCUGUAGUUUCUUCUGUUGUUUCCUCUGCUGAUAACCUUGAAAGUUCUCUCCCAAUAAUAAAACAGGAAGAAGCUGAAAGCGAGCAGCAGAAAGCAAGAGAAGAUCCUCAUACUUCAAGUGAAUCAGGAGUAGUGCAGGAGACGUUCAACAAGAGCUUUGUGUGCAAUGUCUGCGAAUCACCUUUUCUUUCCAUUAAAGACCUAACGAAGCAUUUAUCCAUUCAUGCUGAAGAAUGGCCCUUCAAAUGUGAAUUCUGUGUACAGCUUUUUAGGGAUAAAAGAGACUUGUCCGAACAUCGCUUUCUGCUUCACGGAGUAGGGAAUAUCUUUGUUUGUUCAGUGUGUAAAAAGGAAUUUGCUUUUUUGUGCAAUUUGCAACAGCAUCAGCGGGAUCUCCAUCCAGACAAAGAGUGCACACAUCAUGAGUUUGAAAGUGGGACUUUGAGACCCCAGAAUUUUACUGACCCCAGUAAGGCGAACGCAGAGCACAUGCAGAGCCUUCCAGAAGAUUCUUUGGAACCUUCAAAAGAGGAGGAAGAUGAAGAUCUAAAUGAUUCUUCUGAAGAGCUUUAUACUACUAUAAAAAUAAUGGCUUCUGGAGUGAAAUCUAAAGAUCCAGAUGUUCGUAUGGGCCUCAAUCAACACUACCCAAGCUUUAAACCACCUCCGUUCCAGUAUCACCAUCGUAAUCCUAUGGGUAUUGGAGUUACUGCAACAAACUUCACAACCCACAAUAUCCCACAGACUUUUACUACUGCCAUUCGAUGCACAAAAUGUGGAAAAAGUGUUGAUAACAUGCCUGAGUUACACAAACACAUACUGGCCUGUGCAUCUGCUAGUGAUAAAAAGAGAUACACACCUAAAAAAAACCCAGUACCCCUCAAACAGACAGUGCAGCCUAAGAAUGGCAUGGUGGUUAUUGCUGGGCCUGGGAAGAAUGCCUUCAGACGAAUGGGUCAGCCUAAAAGACUCAAUUUCAAUGUUGAGAUUAGCAAAAUGUCCUCCAAUAAACUAAAAAUAAGUGCAUUGAAAAAGAAAAACCAGCUUGUCCAGAAAGCUAUCCUGCAAAAAAAGAAAUCUGCCCAGCAGAAGGCAGAAUUGAAAAAUAACCCAUCUGAGACGGACUCUCACAUCUGCCCCUACUGUAACAGAGAGUUCACUUACAUUGGGAGUUUGAACAAACACGCGUCGUACAGCUGCCCCAAAAAACCCAUUUCCCCCUCCUCCAAAAAGAAUUCUUCCAAAAAAAGUGCAGCUUCUUCACCUGCAAACAGUGACAAAGGCAGCAACCAGCGCAGGAGAACAGCAGAUGCAGAAAUCAAAAUGCAGAGCACUCAGCCUCACCUGGGCAAGACGAGAGCGCGAACCUCAGGACCUGCACAGCUCCAGCUCCCCUCUGCCUCCUUCAAGUCCAAACAAAACGUUAAAUUUGUACCUUCCAUGCGAUCUAAAAAGCCAAAUUCAUCUUCAUCGUUGAGGAACUCUAGUCCUGUAAGAGUGUCUAAAAUGUCCCAUGUUGAUGGGAAAAAAACUAAGGUGGUUUCUAAGAACAAUUCCUCUGGAAUCUCCAGCAAAGCGUCCCGGAAAUUGCACGUCAGAAUGCAAAGGAAUAAUAAAGCAGUUUUGCCAAGUAAAUCUGCUGUGGCAAGUAAGAAAAAGGCAGACAGGUUCAGUGUAAAAUCUAGAGAGAGGAUUGGAGGACCAAUCACACGGAGCCUGCAGCAGGCAGCAAAUGCAGAGGCAGCAGAAAACAAAAGAGAUGAAAGCAGUACAAAGCAAGAGCUAAAAGAUUUCAGCUACAGGCUCCGUGUGGCCUCUAGAUGUCCUUCCUCCUCCUCGCAUAACCCCAGCACCAGGCAGUGCAAGAAAUCCAGCUCCACCACAUCCCACUUCUUCAAGGAAUAGACCCUGGGCAUGUCUGACCAAACCAGGUACCAGAAAUUUCUGACUGGAAAAGGUGAGGUGAAGUAAUCCUCAAGCAUUAUCCUCUCCUGCUUUGCUCAGAUGAGGUGAGAUGGGUUCCUCAGCAGACAAUGGACAGUGGUUUCUUCUGCUGGAAGUGAUGAUGUGCUUCUGUCAUCUCAGCCUUCCUUCCAAGGGAGGGAGCACAGAGCAGGCUCCUGCCUUCUCCAGAGAGUGAUGAACUGUGGCUGCUGGGGACAGGGUGAUCCUGGGGUGCCCCAGGGCGUGGAGCCCACGUGCCAGCAUGGAGAACAGCAUGGACAACAGCAUGGACAACAGCAUGGACAACAGCAUGGACAACAGCAUGGACAGCAGCAUGGACAACAGCAUGGACAGCAGCAUGGACAGCAGCAUGGAGAAGUGUUCAGGCAGCUGCAGGCAAAGUACCCGUGCUCAGAGGGUGGAUGGGUCUGGAUGAGUCUCCUCUUUCUGGGAGAACACAGAGAGUUUAACAUACUAUGCAAUUAAAUUCUGAAAAGACUGUUACAUCAUUUUACUUUCUGCUUUACAUCCUAACGGGUAAAGAACUGGGCAUCCCACAAAAAAACACUGGAGGGAGUGGGAGGUUUUCCUGAGGUUUCCACAUGUGAAGUCUGUGGGUACCCCAGUCUCCUGACUUUGUACCAUUAGCUUUAAGGGGCAGAUGCUGUUGCUUUUGAAGUGCAUCAGGACACAUGUUUUUUUGGGAAGAUCACCCAAUUUGGGAAAUGCACUGAUAGCCCAGUUCCAUAAAGGGACUGGCAUCCAUUUCUCAAAAGCUGCCAUAACUUGUGUUGCCAGUCUGGUAUUGUUCAGAGUCAGGAUUUAUUUAUUUAGGGACAGUAUCAAACACUGGUGUUGCUGUGCAGGAUCAGACCAGAUCCUUAAAUACAACAUUUGUCCAUUAAUAGAGCACCUGUGUUUGUGUCUCUAGACAUGAGUUUGUUUUCAGGGGUCCUGUCCAGAGGCCAUCCAUGAGGACAUCCAGUAAAGAUUAAUUCCAGAAACACACAGGUCAGCUGGUAAAAUGCAGUGCACAAAGAUCUCUCACCUCUUUCCUGCCCCAAAAUGGGGUCAAUCACACCCAGGUACAUCCUCUGCCAGUUCUGGGCAGAAGCUCUGCCCAGUUCACCCAUGAGGUGAAGGGUUCCUAAUGCCAACACAUGAUUUUCCAGGAUCCCUGCUAACGUAGCAUCCAGGUUUGGAAUUUUUUAAGGAGGCCAAAGGGGUUGAUUGUCAUAUUUCCUUCUUGUUUCAGUCAAAUGAUUCCUGUCCUUGACUUUGCACUCCACACAGAUAAGCACAGAUCUGUGUAUGCACACAUUAGUUAAGAAAAAAACAAGUGCCCCGUUGAUAACUCCUUCCCACCACCCUGAAAAAGUCAAACAAAGGAUCAAUUUUAUAGAUAUAUCUUCAUAUAUAGAUAUAGAAAUAGAUAUAUAUGAAAGAUAAAAAUAUAUAUGUAUGGAAUUGCUGAAAACAGUUAAUUUUGUAUAGUUUUGAUGAAAAUCAAAUUGUUCAAAAUGAAUAGAAAAGCUUUAAAGAAGAAACACUGUUCACCAUAAAAAUGUUUUAGGUGCGUGUUGUUUGAGUUGGAAAGAAAAGGUUUUCAGGAUCUUGUAUUAUCUCACUACAGAUUUUUUUGGAUAAACCCCUCUUGGAGGCUUUCUAAGUGCAAUUGUGGUUUGGGGGGAGGCUGAGAGGUUGAGAACUGGAUGAGCCAUAAAAAGCUGCAUCCCCUUCCAUGUUGGAAGUGAUGCUUCCAGUCCAAGACUGUGACACCACCGAGAUGCUCGUGCCAUUGCUGGCUGCUCUCUCAUUCCUGGGGUGGAGAGUCUCUAGGGUUUGUUCCCUCUGGAGUUGUUUUGCUAGCAAUAAUCUACUCUUAAAAGGGAUGUACUAAUUACAAAUGAAGGCUGGGAUUUUUCCCAGCAGCCUUGGAAGACUGAGAAUCUCACUAGUCAUUCAAACUAGUUGGAAGUGAGCAUCCAGAUCUGCUAGGCAGCUUGCUAAAUUUUGGUCAAAUAGCACAAAAAAAUUAAGUUUCCUGGCCUUAUGCAUAUGUGCAAGCAGCUGGUGUGCACACACAGCUCUCUGAUCAGUUUGUUUCACUUUGGUUUUGCACAUUACCUUUUUAUUUUCUCUCCACAUUUCGUCCUUCCUCUCAUCAUGUAAUUUUAGUAUGGUAAACCCCGUUCUUUCAAACAGGAAUGCUCUUUCUAUGUGUCUGGAGAGCACCUAAAUCACUUGAAAAAUGCAUUUACAGUGCUAAUAAACCCAAUAUACUCUGACUUAAAUCACCAGAAUUAUUGGUGAUUGAUUGGCUACGAUUGAUUUUCCCAGUGCAGAUUUGUAGGACACCUUGUCAAAGAUUACACUUAGAGUAUCAAUUAUCACUGGUCACUUGAGGAUUGCUGCUGAGGAAGACUUUUCUUGCCAUAUACCCAAAUCCUGCUUUAAACAAUCCUCAGACCCACUCAACUUCCAGUCAGAUAAAUGAAGUAGGGAGAUGCUGCCCAGUUUAGUGCCUUUAAGGCAUCCCAGUGAGGUUACCAGAGGUCACUUCUGUGCAAUUUAUUUUUGCUGCCUUUUUUAGAGUGUUAUCAACUAUAAAAACUGACAGACUCAAGGAGAGAAGUGUGUACAUUGUUGUGAUAUAGGAACGUUUUUCCCAGAGAAAUUCUGGUUUAUCACACAAGCCUUGUAAAUAUGUAUUUACAAUUUUAAAAGCACGUCUUUAUGUCCCUGGUUGUAAAUUCUCUGUUUUUAAAGUUUUAUAACAUGUGAUUCAACCAAGAGACCACAGUGCACAGCUUUUUAUUGUACUGGUGUGUUUGAAGGGUCCAUUACAGUCUAAGCUGUAGCAGAAAAAUAUCCAUGCCACCAACAAGAAAUAACCCAUGGUUCCACCAGAUUUCAUCAUUUUUCCUCAGAUAAAAAAUGCAGUUUUUCUGGGAGGGUUGGGGAGGUUGGGGGGGUGAUUUUUCUUGCAGAAAAAAAAAAAAGCAUCAGUUCAAAAUGGUGUCAUUUCUCUGAACCAGUGAGGAGAUUUCAUUCACAGUGAAUUCAGGAAAAGUAUGCCAUUUUUUCCCAAGGCAGAAUUUCACAGUUUUGCAGCAAAUUUUUAACCUCCCCCGUGCCUGCUGAUGAAACAUGAAAUUUUGCCCUUGACCAAUAUCACAAGUUCUUGUGAAAAUUCAAGGAGAGGGUGGGGAAGAAGCUCAGGUUUUGCAUGUAGAAUUUGUGAGGAUGACACUGGCAGCUCUGCAGUGCUCUCAUGGCAAUGAGAAGUUUAUAAAAAAUAAACUGUGUGGAGAUGUGGUGGGACCUGGUUUGUGCUUGGCUCCUGAACUGCUCUGGAAGACUGAAAGCUCUGUUGCCUGUCUGCCAUGUAAAGGAAAAGAACAACAAUAAAUUAAUGUGGAAAAC